CUGCGAGCGCCGACCGACGUGAUGGCCGCCUACGUGCGCAAGAUCACGGCCAAGUGCACGGUGUUUCGCGUUGCCAACUGCCCGCUCUGCGACGCGGCGGUCACGACGCUGCGCAGUGCAGGCGCCAAGACCACCGACGUUGUCCACGUCGACACGAGCGCGGGGCACCCGUCGGGCACAGACGUCUACAACGCGAUCGUGGGCCUCUCCGGUCUCAACACGGUGCCCAGCGUCUGGAUCAAUUCGACCUUUGUCGGCGGCGCGGCUGCCCUCCAGAGCCUCCGUGACGGCGGCAAGCUCCGCGACCUCAUCGAAACUGUGGUGCUUAGUUUCCUCGAGACAAGCACGAGUUGA
Messenger RNA from Saprolegnia parasitica CBS 223.65, 354 nucleotides. RefSeq lists its product as hypothetical. The coding region runs from base 22 to 354 and encodes 110 amino acids. The transcript has 2 exons. Gene Ontology annotation, molecular function: glutathione disulfide oxidoreductase activity. Gene Ontology annotation, biological process: cellular response to oxidative stress. Gene Ontology annotation, cellular component: cytoplasm. NCBI's taxonomy places the organism in Eukaryota, Oomycota, Saprolegniomycetes, Saprolegniales, Saprolegniaceae. The record is from RefSeq and is a predicted model, not a curated record.